Fragaria vesca subsp. vesca is the source of this 2193-nucleotide messenger RNA. RefSeq lists its product as uncharacterized. The record is from RefSeq and is a predicted model, not a curated record. Lineage: Eukaryota; Viridiplantae; Streptophyta; Magnoliopsida; Rosales; Rosaceae. The coding region runs from base 39 to 2075 and encodes 678 amino acids. The transcript has a single exon.
UCGAAAUCAACCCCAAAACCCUAACCCCCAAAUUUCCAAUGGCACCUUCUCUCAUCGGUCCACCAUCCCUCAGGCAAUCCCCAACCCCGGCGGCCCAGCCACCGGCCAAAACCCCUUCCGGCGACCCAUUCAUCGACCUCAUGGUCGCCGAUUUCAACAACCUGGCCCAAAACCCUCCCAGGCCCCAAAUGGGCUUCACCGAGAACGGCUCCGCCACCUUCGUCACCACCGGCGAUCCUUGCCUCGACCUCUUCUUCCACGUCGUCCCCAACACUCCGGCGUCGUAUCUCAACCAGCAGCUCCCUCUGGCCUGGGCCCACAACGCCCUCACCACUCUAAAACUCAUCUGCAACCUCCGCGGCGUACGUGGCACCGGCAAGUCCGAUAAAGAAGGGUUCUACACGGCGGCAUUUUGGCUCCACAAGCACCACCCCAAAACCCUAGCCUGCAACGUGGCGUCCCUCGCCGAGUUCGGGUACUUCAAGGACCUGCCGGAGAUUCUGUACCGCCUUCUUGAAGGCGAAGACGUGAGGAAGAAGCAGAAGUCCGAUUGGAUGAUGAGGAAGUCCGGCGGGGCCAAAAUUCGCAAGGCGGCGAGGGUUCCGUUUUUCAGAGGCCGCGGUGGCAGACGUGGCGGCGGUGCUAAGAGAGGCAGGGGAGGCCGCCGAGGAAACAAUUACAACAAGAACCCUGUGGCGGCGAAGGAGAUUCGGGUGCUGAAUUCGAUGGAGAGGGCAAAAUGGGAAAAGGAAAAAGCCUCUGCCUUGAGGAAGGAGAAGUUCGCGGCCAUGGCGAAGAAGGCGGUGGAGAGGUACCAGCGUGACCCGGACUACAGAUUCUUGCACGAAAGAGUUUCGGAUCUUUUUGCAGAGUGCUUGAAAUUGGAUAUGGAGAGUUUUAAGGCCAAUCAGUACAAGAAGAUAAGCCUGGCUGCGAAAUGGUGUCCUUCUCUGGAUUCGUCUUUCGAUCGUGCUACUCUGCUGUGUGAAAGCAUUGCAAGGAAGGUUUUCGCUAGAGAAUCGUAUCCGGAGUAUGAGGGAGUUGAGGAUGCACAUUAUGCUUAUAGAGUGCGAGACAGGUUGAGGAAGGAUGUGUUGGUGCCGUUGAGGAUAGUGCUGGAGCUGCCGGAGGUUUAUAUGGGGGCUAAUCUGUGGGGAGCUAUUCCUUACAAUAGAGUGGCGUCUGUGGCGAUGAAGCUUUACAAGGAGAAGUUCUUGAAGCAUGAUGAGGAGAGGUUUAAGAAGUAUCUGGAGGAUGUGAAGGCCGGGAAGAGUACUAUUGCGGCCGGUGCGCUGCUUCCGCAUGAGAUCAUAGCCUCUCUGAAUGAUGGGGAUGGAGGGCAAGUCGCCGAGCUUCAAUGGAAGAGAGUGGUGGAGGACUUGUUGAAGGAAGGGAAGAUGAAGAACUGCUUGGCUGUGUGUGAUGUGUCCGGAAGCAUGCAUGGGACUCCUAUGGAUGUGUGUGUGGCUUUGGGGAUGUUGGUGGCUGAAUUGAAUGAGGAGCCCUGGAAAGGGAAGGUGAUCACAUUCAGUGCCAAUCCUCAGCUUCAUUUGAUACAAGGGAAUGAUCUAAGCUCCAAGUCUGAGUUUGUGAAGCGAAUGGAUUGGGGAGGCAACACUGAUUUUCAGAAGGUGUUUGAUCUGAUCCUCCAAGUGGCUGUGAAUGGGAACUUGAAGCCGGAGCAAAUGAUUAAGAGGGUGUUUGUUUUCAGUGACAUGGAAUUCGAUGAGGCUUCAGGCUAUGGAGGGUAUGGAGGGUAUGGAAUGUAUGGAGGGUAUGGAGGAUAUGGAAGGAAUCAAGUUCCAAGGGGAUGGGAGACUGAUUAUGAAGUGAUUCAGAGGAAGUACAGGGAGAAAGGGUAUGGUGAUGCAGUGCCACAGAUAGUUUUCUGGAAUCUGAGGGACUCGAAGGCUACCCCAGUGCCUGGGACUCAACCAGGAGUGGCGCUACUGAGUGGCUUCUCCAAGAAUUUGCUCAAGCUGUUCUUGGAUAAUGAUGGGGAGAUUCGCCCUGACACAACCAUGGAAGCAGCAAUUUCGGGUCCUGAGUAUCAAAAGCUGGUUGUGCUGGACUGAGUAGUCGGAUGAUCGAUCACCAUCUUUCAGGUCUAUCUGUAGUAGUAGUAGUAGACUAGUUUUGUAGUUUCUUUUGUACAAGAAAACUGAAAGUGAAAUGAAAAACAUCUUCCUUUUU